Molecule: messenger RNA, 1454 nt
Organism: Onthophagus taurus
Lineage: Eukaryota; Metazoa; Arthropoda; Insecta; Coleoptera; Scarabaeidae
Product: transmembrane protein 272-like
Source: RefSeq, a predicted model, not a curated record
GUCAAAUAAUUGCUCAAUAUUCUCAAUAAGAAAAGACAUGGUGGUGGAAUCUCUAAUGGAAUAUAAUAGAUCUGCGUAAAUAAAACGGAAUCUUAAAAAUAAUUUCGUCCCUUAAAAUAAUGUACACCGUGUAUGUAGUAAAAUUAAAUAGUUUCUAAUGAACGUGGGCCUGAUGUCCAACUCGGUAAAUGACUUGCAAAGUACCCCACCAUCGUACUAUAAUUUGUAUGGGGGCCCUUCAACAGCUAUCUCCCAAGAUUUGGGAGAACCACCAACUUACGAAGAAGCUAUCGAUCCAAACGGACCUCCACCUUCGUACGAUUCAUUAUUUGGUAGAGUAAGAGAAGCAAGAAAGACAAGUAAAGGAGUUUUUGAUUUUCUAAAAAAUGUGGUAAUAAUUUUAUUGGGUGCAGUUGGUUGUACCGUUAUAUUAGGGGUAACUAUAAUUGUACCGAUUUGUAUGAUCGUAAUGGGUCUGAUUUAUUUACACGAGUGUCCCCAAGGCGAAUACAUUCCAGUUUAUUUAUUAGUUGGUGGUAUUUUUGGUAUUUUAAAACAACUUUUACAUUUAUCAACGAGAGUAAGACAGCGUGAAGAGGAUCAACAAGAAGAACAACUUCGUCAAUCACCGACUCAAACACUAUUAAACUGUUUUAUGUUGGGAUGGUUUAUAAUCGGAUCGGUUUGGGUUUACAAAGAAUACGAACCAAAUUAUGAUCCGCUAAAAGACAACGGAAAAUAUUGUAAUAAAAGUUUGUAUUUAUUCGCGUUUUGGCUGAUAACCGCUGUGUAUAUUUUAAUCGGAACGGUGACUCUGUGUUUGUGUUCUUUGAGUAUCGCGAGCAUUGUGUUACAACCAAAAAUAACAGCUUUUGAAAAUGAGAAUGCGGAAAACGCAGAAAGACGAUAAUGAAAUUUUUUGUUUAAACAGAAAGAUGCCGUGGUCCAAAAUUUAUUUCCCUUAAACAAUUUUAAAGGUAAAAAGUGCACAAAAUACGGUAGCUUUUUGUCCUUGGGGCAUCUGUUUGUCUGUGAUACGUUAAAAUUUUUUUUGAUUAGUUUUUUAAUUUUCCACAACACACAAAUUUUCUUUAAUUACCUUAGAUUAAUUUAAGAUUUUUUGGGUCUGAUUUUUUUAAAUACAAAGAUGUUAAUAUUUAAAACGAAAAAGUGGUUGGACACAAUAUCGAUAUACAGCGUAUUAUACAAUUUUUCGAAAAUCUUUGGCUAGCUUUCAUCUUUUGAUGUUUAAUUAUAUUCCGAAUUUUACUAUAUACACAAAAAGAACACGCUCUUCGGCUUGGUUUUGUGUUUUCCAUUUUUUAAGUGUUUUUACAACAAACUUGUAAAGGAAUAUUUUAGGCUUAAGGAUUAAAAAUAAAAUAAUUGGAGAUUUUGUAAAAAUGUAUACAAUUUAUCGCAGCUAAGUACAAAUAAAUGUAUUUAUUCUAAAA